Molecule: messenger RNA, 250 nt
Organism: Paraglomus occultum
Lineage: Eukaryota; Fungi; Glomeromycota; Glomeromycetes; Paraglomerales; Paraglomeraceae
Source: the annotation of a GenBank genome assembly
AUGCCGAACGAGAAUACAUGGUCAUCUAACGCUGAGAGUCAAAAUAACAAUUCUGAUGAUGCAGAUGUUGGAGAGGUGAAUGACACAACCUCAGUGGAAGAAGAGGAUUAUGAGGCAAGCAAUGAAGUUACGAAUGAAGACUCUGGUGAUGAAACUGAACUGGAGACGGGUUUCUCAGAAAGUGAUUUCAAUGAAUACCUCCAAGGUUGGGCAGAGAUGUUAGAAGAGGAACUUUUGAGGAAGGAAAUGA